Messenger RNA from Dalotia coriaria, 1754 nucleotides. It is a transcript of the gene Csp, whose product is annotated as Cysteine string protein. The record is from RefSeq and is a predicted model, not a curated record. The transcript is spliced from 6 exons. Gene Ontology annotation, biological process: regulation of neuromuscular synaptic transmission. Gene Ontology annotation, cellular component: type Is terminal bouton. NCBI's taxonomy places the organism in Eukaryota, Metazoa, Arthropoda, Insecta, Coleoptera, Staphylinidae. Bases 465 to 1169 code for a protein of 234 amino acids.
ACAAGACGUCAGUAAACAGCCAGUGGUGGGGCGUGCAGUUGACGAAUGCUGAAUGCCGAAGAGCUUCUGGAAGACUUUCCGACGCGAACUCAAGGUGUGCGUGUAGCCGGUGCACACCGAAAUACCAUCACAACGCGGAGCUGACACGGCGCGUGAGUGAAUUCCAGCUGUUGUGGCUGUCGGCCGGCAAACAAUCGCGCAUCGUUCGCCGAUCGCCGACAUUUUGUUUUGGACUGCUGUGAAUUCCUAUCGAGCCACAGCUACAGCUGGAAUCCGACCGAAAAGUGUCUUUAGUAUCAACACGAGGAAAGCAAAUAAAAAUGAUGGUUGGACGCGCGGCGUGCUGAAGCAGGUUGAGUUUGCAUUUUGGUUUGAGGAGAAAAAAAAGGAAGGACGCAGGUAUCGAACGGCAAUAAUUAAUCCGAUAAUACUUUGAUCACCUGCGAGGUGCACACGGCUUCGAAAUGGAUAUGCGAGGCAGGAAAUUAUCGACGCAAGGGGAUUCCCUCUAUGAAAUCCUCUCGCUGCCGAAAACCGCCACCGGCGACGACAUAAAAAAAACCUACCGCCGGCUGGCGCUCAAGUUCCACCCGGACAAGAACCCCGACAAUCCGGACGCCGCCGACAAGUUCAAGGAGGUGAAUCGCGCGCACUCCAUCCUCAGCGACACCACCAAGCGCAACAUCUACGACAACUACGGCUCACUGGGCCUGUACAUUGGCGAGCAGUUCGGCGACGAGAAUGUGAACACUUACUUUGUGGUCACAUCCCCGUGGUGCAAGGCGUUAUUCUUCGUGUGCAGUAUCGUGACUUGCUGUUGCUGCUGUUGUUGUCUCUGCUGUUGCUGCAACUUCUGCUGCGGCAAGUGCGCGCCGCGGCCGCCCGAGGAUAGCGGCGACUAUCACAAUCUCCAUACGGAGAAUAAUCUAGAGGGCACAUCAGGUAGCGCCGGUGCAGGCAACCAAACACGGACGAAGGAAGACGUCGAUGAAGAUUUGGGCCAUGGCGACAGUCCACCGGUGACGACACAACCCUCGCCAUCGCGUGCGAAUGCCUCCGCGCAGCCCGUGUUUGCCAUGCCGGCGCCGCCGCCCAAAGACGAGUCCGCAGCGCUCAAUUCCGGCGAGCAUCCCGUUUACACACCAGGUAUGACGACGAAUUCGUGGUAGUCAAGCACUGGAAUUCACUUCACUAAUCUGGAUGGACGGAUGCGUGUGGAAUCGUCGCGAAAUUGCUGAAGAUACAGAAAAAUACCAAACACCAAACGACGCGCGCGCCACCACACAUGAUAACUACCUAUUACCUCCUCUGUCUUGUUAUAAUUAUGCGAUUAUUCUCUUGUCCUCCAUGUUUACACACCAUUCACACACACACUACACACGCGUCUGCGCACUAACAGUAUAAGCUGACCAAAGCUAUAUUUUAUCCGCUCUUAAUCACGACACUUCUUCGUUCGCGAUCUCGAAAAUGAUACAUAUACAUGCUAUCCGGAAUUACGACACUAAUGUCUUAUAUUAUGAUGUAUAUCAAUAGCGUUGCCUUUUGUUAUUAUUAUUACUAUUACUACGAUUAUUUGUUGGUUGUUGAUUUGUAAGAGAAAACGGUUACGUCCACAUACACACUGCGAGAUGCAGGCGCAGAGAUUUUCGAAACAUACGAACGAAAUGUCAAAUAUUUAGCCUACUUAUACACACUUAUUGAGUAUUGAACUAUUGAAGAUCUACGAGUAAUUAAAUGAUACUUAUUCUAAUCGA